Molecule: messenger RNA, 569 nt
Organism: Melanotaenia boesemani (Boeseman's rainbowfish)
Lineage: Eukaryota; Metazoa; Chordata; Actinopteri; Atheriniformes; Melanotaeniidae
Gene: ly6pge
Product: lymphocyte antigen 6 family member pge
Exons: 3
Coding region: 10-369 (119 amino acids)
Source: RefSeq, a predicted model, not a curated record
ACCAGCACCAUGAAAGCUGCCCAGAAUUGUCUGCUGCUCUUGAUGUUUUUGGUCCAGCAAGCAACUAACAUUGAAGCUUUGAGGUGCUAUACCUGCAUGGGCUCCAAUAAUAAUGACUGUAACCAGCAAGGCUCCAGGUCUUGUCCCAGCUACUCUGAUGCUUGUGCUGUAGUGGUCGGCCAUGACAGUGGGGUGAUGAAGUCAUGUUCCUACAAGUCUUUCUGUAGCCAGGCCAGCAGCCAGGGCUACAGAGCACCUGGUGUCAAAGUUCACUGUUGCUACAGUGAUGACUGUAACGUAACAAGCUUUGCCUCUCAGCUUCCUGGACUCAACUGUUUGCUGCUGUUUCUGCCACUGCUGUUGUGCUGAUUUUUCAAGACAAACAACUCAACAAAAUCAUGCCAACAAGUAUCCAUCUGCCACAGAAAUCACAAUUUUUAUGCCAAUAAGCUGGCCUCUUUUCACACUACGUGCACUCCUGGUUACCAACACUCCACAUUACAUUGGUUUAUGCACUUAGACAUCAGGGGGAUUCUGCACAUAGUAGGGCUGAAGGUUUAAGGUGUAAC